GAGGACGGAGGGAUGGGGAAAUUUAGAAGCCCUCGCUCUAAUUAAUUUAUCUUUGCGUUUCCCCCCUCCACUCUCCUCUUUUUUCAAAGUAAACUUCUCUCUUUCUUCUCUGCCUGAGCCACCUAAUAAUCCUAAAGAAUGUGAAGUGAAGACGCUCCCAAGUUUUGGGGAGAGGCGCGAUGGAACGUGUCAAAAAUGGAUCGUCGGCUUUGGUUCUCCCGAGCUAACUAACCAACUAAUGGUCCUCCGAAGGCUGGAUUUAGGGUGCUUUUUUUUAAAACAGAGCAAGUUGUUUUUUUUCUUUUUGGCCGUGAAGUUUUCACUUAGGGAGAAGAGGAGGAAGGCGGGUGUGUGAGGGCAGAAUCGGGCACAGGUCUUCCUCUGACCAAUGAAAAUGUUGGAGAUUUGCCUGAAAUUAGUUGGUUGUAAGUCGAAAAAGGGGCUCUCCUCGUCUUCCAGCUGCUAUUUGGAAGAAGCGCUUCAAAGGCCCGUCGCCUCCGAAUUCGAGCCCCAGAGCCUCAGUGAAGCCGCCCGCUGGAAUUCCAAAGAAAAUCUUCUUUCUGCUCCCGGCGAAAAUGAUCCCAACCUUUUUGUGGCCUUGUACGAUUUCGUAGCGAGCGGGGACAACACUCUCAGCAUCACUAAAGGGGAAAAACUUCGAGUCUUGGGCUACAACCACAACGGAGAAUGGUGCGAAGCCCAGACGAAGAACGGGCAGGGCUGGGUGCCCAGCAACUACAUCACCCCCGUAAACAGCUUGGAAAAGCACUCUUGGUACCACGGGCCGGUGUCGCGCAACGCAGCUGAGUACCUGCUCAGCAGCGGGAUCAACGGCAGCUUUUUGGUACGGGAAAGUGAGAGCAGUCCUGGUCAGAGAUCCAUCUCCUUGCGAUACGAGGGGAGGGUCUACCAUUAUCGGAUCAACACCGCCUCUGAUGGGAAGCUUUACGUCUCUUCAGAAAGCCGUUUCAACACGUUGGCUGAGCUGGUCCACCACCACUCAACUGUUGCUGAUGGGCUGAUCAUCACUCUCCACUACCCUGCUCCGAAGCGGAACAAACCCACCAUUUAUGGUGUUUCUCCAAACUAUGACAAGUGGGAGAUUGAACGUACGGACAUUACAAUGAAGCACAAACUGGGUGGUGGUCAAUACGGAGAGGUGUAUGAAGGUGUCUGGAAGAAGUACAACCUUACAGUGGCUGUGAAAACCCUAAAGGAGGAUACCAUGGAGGUAGAAGAAUUCUUGAAAGAGGCAGCGGUAAUGAAAGAAAUCAAACAUCCAAAUUUGGUGCAAUUACUGGGCGUGUGCACGAGGGAGCCGCCAUUUUAUAUCAUCACCGAAUUCAUGACCUAUGGGAAUCUGCUGGAUUAUUUGCGGGAUUGUAACAGGCAAGAGGUGAAUGCUGUGGUGCUCCUCUACAUGGCCACCCAGAUUUCCUCUGCCAUGGAGUAUCUGGAGAAGAAGAAUUUCAUCCACAGAGACCUUGCUGCCCGGAACUGCCUUGUGGGGGAGAACCAUCUGGUGAAGGUGGCCGACUUUGGCCUAAGCCGAUUGAUGACCGGGGAUACUUACACUGCCCAUGCUGGGGCCAAGUUCCCUAUCAAGUGGACUGCACCGGAAAGCCUCGCGUACAACAAAUUCUCUAUCAAAUCUGACGUCUGGGCUUUUGGUGUCUUGCUUUGGGAAAUUGCCACGUACGGCAUGUCCCCCUACCCUGGGAUUGACCUGUCGCAAGUAUACGAACUUCUGGAGAAGGGCUAUCGCAUGGAACGUCCUGAAGGCUGCCCAGAAAAAGUCUACGACCUCAUGAGAGAAUGCUGGCAGUGGAGCGCUUCCGAGAGGCCCUCCUUUGCAGAAAUCCAUCAAGCGUUUGAGACGAUGUUUCAAGAAUCCAGCAUCUCUGACGAAGUGGAAAAAGAGCUGGGAAAGAAAAUGCUGAAGAGCGUGGUCAACCCGUUUUUGCAAGCUCCGGAGCUGCCGACGAAAACCAGGACAUCCCGAAAGAUGGCUGAAUGCAAAGACAUCGAGAGCUUAGAGGUGGUGCCUGCGAAAGGCCCAGGAGAAGGUGAAUCCACAGAGCACGAGCCGGCCGUGUCCCCUUUACUGCCCCGGAAGGAAAGGACUGCCGUGGACGGGAGUUUACAUGAAGAUGACCGUUUGCUCCCAAAAGACAAGAAGACCAAUCUCUUCAGCGCUCUGAUCAAGAAGAAGAAGAGGACUGCCCCCACUCCUCCAAAGCGUAGCAGUUCGUUCCGGGAAACGGAGGGCCGUCUGGACCACAAGGGAGCAGGGGAGGAGGAGACCAAGGAGAGCAGCAACGGAGUCUUGGUGGUCACGCACCCAGCCGACCCAGAGGACCGUUCCAGGUUCCCAAACCCCAGCAACGAGGCGGCCGGAGUUGCCAACGGGACCCCAGCUGGGAACUCUGCUUUGUUGUCCCCGAAUCUCUGGAAAAAAUCAGGCUCCUCAGCCAACAGCCGCCCGGGCCCUGGCGAGGAGGACGGCGGGUUGAUCUCCAGCAAGCGCUUCUUGCGGUCCUGCUCCACCUCCUGUAUGCCCCACGGGGGCAGGGACACCGAGUGGAAGUCGGUGACCCUACCUCGGAACCUGCAGUCCCCCGGGCGCCAAUUUGACUCAUCGACCUUUGGGGGCCACAAGAGCGAAAAGCCCGCCCUGCCGCGGAAGCGAGCCAGUGAGGCGAAGGCUGACCCGGUCAACCGGGGAACCCUCACCUCGGCUCCCCGGCUGCUGAAGAAGAACGAGGAGACCCUGGAAGAGGCUUCCAAGGAGGCCGAGUCCAGCCCGGGCUCCAGUCCGCCCACCCUCACCCCCAGACUCAGCCGGAGGCAGCCUCUGCUCCCUUCCGCCGGAGGGGGGCCGCCAGCAGAGCAGGCUGUGGCGGGCAAAGCUUCCCUGGGCGUCUUCACUGGAAAAGCUCUGGGUGAGGAAUCCCGGCUGCGAAAGGUGAAGCCGGCUCCAGAGAAGGAGAAAGGGAAGCUGUCGAAGCUCAAACCGGCCCCACCUCCUCCGGUCUUGAACUCGUCCUUGGGCAGAAAUAGCAAGGGGGGUCUUGGGCCCAGCCACGAAGGGCCAGAAGGGUCCCAGGCAAAGAGCAAGCAGGCGGUUGUGGCUGCCGAGCCUGGAAGUGCGGAGACUCCCAAGCCCAGCAUGUCAGCAGAGGGGGGCAAAAAGUCAUUGAUGGCGUCUGUACCAAAGUCUCCCUCCUCCACCAAGUUGCUCUUGAUGGCAGGUUCUCCAUCACCAUCUCCCUCCACUGUCUCGUCAGCUCUGGCUGCAGACCAGCCCGCCUCCACGGCCUUCAUCCCCCUCAUUUCCACCCGGGUCUCCCUGAGGAAGACUCGCCAACCUCCGGAGAAGAUAGCUAGUGGCACGGUCACCAAGGGGACAGUCCUGGAGAGCGCCGAGAUCCUGCGGACCGCCAUCAGCAAGAACUCGGAACAGAUGGUGAGCCACAGCACCGUCCUGGAAGCAGGCAAGAACCUGUACACCUUCUGCGUGAGCUACGUGGACUUGAUCCAGCAGAUGCGGAACAAGUUUGCCUUCCGAGAGGCCAUCAACAAACUGGAGAACAGUCUCCGGGAGCUUCAGAUCUGCCCUGCCACAGCCGGCGGAGGUCCGGCUACCACCCCGGAUUUUAGCAAGUUGCUCAGCUCAGUCAAAGAAAUCAGCGAUAUCGUCCAGAGGUAGCAGAAGCAGGCAGAUAAUCGGUGACCCAAGACAUUUUGGUUCCUGGGACGAAACAAUCGGACCCCAUGCAACAGGGAGGCAACACGCGGACUACUCUGCCAGGUGGAUUGUGUUUUAGCUGCCCUCCGGGGUCCUCCAAGACCCUCAAGCUCUGAGCAUCUCAGGCGUUGCGUGGCUUGGAUCGCUCCCACCCUCAGGAUAUGCCCACCCUCUGCUGCCCACAGGCCAUAUCGUGAAACCCUUCCUGGUGCACCUACCAUUCUUCUAACCAGAUUUCCCCUCACUCCCACCUUCUCAGACCCUUCUUAACUCUGGGGAGUCCAAGUGUUGGGGAGCUUAACUCGUCUUAACGCUGCACCCUUUGGGACAUUCCGACUAAUGCUUUCUUUUUUCCAGUGUGAGCUUUGUGUUGAACGCGGGGCCUGCGGGACACCGCUUGUCUAGACCAAAUUGGUUGCUGGGGUUCUCUCCUGGUAGCCUCCCCUCGCCCUCUUGCCCCCAUCCACGGCUGCCCAUGGGUGUAUUUUCACACCACGUCCUCCUGCAGCCUUCGGUCUGAGGCCCUUCUGAGGACCAACAGAAGCAUCUCUGCUCUCUGUUUGCUCCCACUGAUAAAUGAAUGAAUAUGUGAACAAACCCUUCCCUCCUCCCUUUUGUUUCAAGAGUUUCCAUCAGUCACUUUGGGAUGGGAAAGAGGCAGUUGAAUCUUCCAUUAAAUGCCAAACUCAACCAGUUUUGGACCAUUGGGGAUCUGCACAUCUUUUUUUUUUUGGAAGGGGGGUUGCCCAGUGCCACACUGCAUGAGUCCAUGCCCAAUGAAGAGGAUACCUGUUGCUUCUCUGCAUGACUCACUCCAUUGGCCUGCAGGGGAGUCGUUCUGCACUCCUUGGGUGUGAUCAGCCCAUGUGGAGAAGCCAUAAAAAUGGGGGAGAGAGGAACGCUGUGGGUGGGGUUGCUUUGGACAACUUUGCAUGGUUUUAAUGGGCAAAAUUCUUUGGCUAAAUUCUCCCCAACCAAUUGAAACUUGGCAGUCUGAUUUACACCCACCCACACCUUUAUGUCUCUUCAUGAAUGAAGCAUGGAAACAGUGGGGAGGGGUUGUUUUAAAGUGGAAAUGAUUUGCACCUCCAUGUGCUUAAGAUCUUUGGGGUCAUUGUAUUUUUCUCCUAGCUGGGGCUGCCCCAAAACCUUUGUCCCUUGUGCCCAUACCCAAGGCCAGUUGCUUAUCCCUCCCCCACUCCCACAAGGCACGUCUCUUGUGACACACAAGAUGGCUUGCCUGAAAUGACUUCCUCAAUGGAAAACAACCCUGAUGCCUGGACUCGGCCUUUGCCGGGGAAAAAAAAAUGCACGAUGCAAUGCUCCCUUAACUUUUAAGAAAACCCUCAGAAACAGAAAACCAGUAUGUCAAGGAGAAGGAUUGCCUUACCUUGAUUUCCUGGACAUGCUCCUGUUCUAAAUGCAAGAAUGCCCACCUGUAAUGGUCUGUGGGAAUGACCUUGGGAGACAGGGGGAAGAGCUGCAGACUAGGCAAUGGUCGGAAAAGAGGCAGCUGAGCCUGCAGAAAAAAUGGGGACAUGGGAAACAGAAGGGACCCUCCCUAGUUUCAUGGGCUGUAGAGGCGAUGGGGGAGAAAUGUACUUUGGGAUUUGCAAGAUUGGUGUCAGCCUUGCGAGGUAGAUGAACUAAUUCUACUUUACCGUAAGGUGACAUUAACAGAAUCUUGCAAGUCUGAAAGUAUAUCCCCCCCUACUUGCCUUUACAGCCCUAGAAACUAGGGAGGGUCCCUUCUGAGAUGUUUCCCACACCCCUUUUCCUUCUGUGGGCUCAGCUGCCUCUUACCUGACCGUUGUCUGGUCUGCGGCUCUUCCUCCUGUCUCCCAAGGUCAUUCUCACAACCCAUUACACCACCAUUUCCUCCCCCGCAGGGAAAGCUUUGUGCAUCCUCUUCUCCAUACAUGCCCCUGGUUGCCAUCCAUCCAAACUGGUUGGCAGCUCCCCUGCAUGGCAACUCACUCACUUUAACUAACGACCCCAUCACGGUGCAGUUGGUGACUUGAGGGAUGAAGACACAAACUUGGGACGUUUGGUUCAUUUUUACCGCCUCCCUUUCCCUCUGGAAUACCUUUCUGAGCAUCUCUGGCAUGAAACCUUUUUAAUUAUUACUUCCCCACAUUUUUCUUUCCAGGCCUAGUCCAGCGUGAUGCUUGGAAAUGCCUUUGCUUGCAUGCCUGGUUCGCCAGAGCGCCCUUGUGUUUUGUGUCCAGCCUAACAUGGGGGUGGGGGUGGGGGGAAUGAAGCUGUGAUUCAGGCUGCCUUUGAAAGAACGGAGGUGGGGGCGGCUCCCCAAAUUCAGAGGAUUUUCAGAGGGUACAGAUAUUUUGUGGAUAAUCUCUCGUAAUAUAAUAUAUGUUUAUAUCUCAGUAUUAUGCCUCUUUCGUAGACUCCCCCACCCCCAUGUGUAAAUAGCUGCAACUUUCUUUUUUCUUAAUUUCUAUAAUACUUGAUGGGGGUUUGUUUUCCCCCUCUUCGUUCCUUGCUUAUGAUUGCCCAGGUCAGAACCUUUUACAGAUCUUUUCACCGAUUUUCCUUGUCCUCCACUUUAUGUGUGUUCUUUAAAAUGAUUCCGGACGGUCUUCCUUCGUCUAUGGUG
Messenger RNA from Candoia aspera, 6362 nucleotides. It is a transcript of the gene ABL1, whose product is annotated as ABL proto-oncogene 1, non-receptor tyrosine kinase. Bases 389 to 3709 code for a protein of 1106 amino acids. The transcript is spliced from 11 exons. Gene Ontology annotation, molecular function: non-membrane spanning protein tyrosine kinase activity; ATP binding; protein binding. Lineage: Eukaryota; Metazoa; Chordata; Lepidosauria; Squamata; Candoiidae. The record is from RefSeq and is a predicted model, not a curated record. Gene Ontology annotation, biological process: regulation of apoptotic process; protein phosphorylation.